Messenger RNA from Protomyces lactucae-debilis, 1111 nucleotides. RefSeq lists its product as uncharacterized. The transcript has a single exon. The record is from RefSeq and is a predicted model, not a curated record. Lineage: Eukaryota; Fungi; Ascomycota; Taphrinomycetes; Taphrinales; Protomycetaceae. Bases 166 to 1041 code for a protein of 291 amino acids.
CACCAUUCGAGACACGUCCCGUUACAAUCAUCUUCGUGUGAAGUCGAAUGUAAAAACUUUGGGAGCUCAUAUUGGAAACAACUCGACGAUAAAGCUCGCGGUAAGGGAUGCAUCCAAUCAUUCAUUGAAAAGGUCGAUGUGAAGCCUGAAUUACAAGCUUCUUCCAUGCCCGCAAAUCUUUGCUCGUCGACUUGUACUUGCAGUCUGGCCAUCACCAUUCCGCACAUCCGUAUGCCUAAGGGCAGGGUCUUCAAGAAAGAUGUUCAAUUUUCGCCAAAGGUUUCAUUGGAAAGGUGGCUCAAAUAUGGAUUAAUCACAUUCAGCGGAGUGCAAACGAGAAGCUGCCAUCCAGAAAAUGUUGCUGGAACGUUGAUCCUAAACUUGCAGGGACUACAUCAUGCUCAAUCCGAUGGUUUCGACGUCGUAUAUGAGAUGGUGCAUUGCCCUCCUUUCUUGAAGGACAAGUGUGAUAUGCCUAAGUGCGGGGAAAAACGUGGUCAUUAUCGCAGACCAGGAUGUCCAGCGCCCGUUCCAGUGAAAUCACUGAGACAAGCUUCAUCAAGCCAACAAUAUGAUGAAGGGCUUUGUCAAACUCCGCAGCAGUUCUUUGAAAACCCUACAUUCACUAUGCUUGAUGAGAAUGGGUUGCCAUAUGUACCUCUUGAGGCAUAUCCACCAGGAGAGACAUUUGACGGAUGUCCACAGAUGACGGACCAAGAGAUUGAAGAGUGCUUCAACUCCUACUGGAAUAGGGCCCCACUUGAUGCAGGUGGUCAGUCGUCGGGGCACAAUGGGCAUCCAGGGUCGGCUCAGUCAUCUGCAGCUGGGCAGCAUGCACAACAAUGGCAAGAGCAAUCAUCUGGACCAGGUGGGCAACAGUGGGAAAGCCGAAGCGGUACAAGUUCAGCAACACAGCCCUCGACAGAAACGGGUCAUGGCUUGACUCAAGACGAAAUAGAGCAAAUGAAACAGCAGCCGAAUUGGCAAGACUCCUUAGGGACAGACUCCAUCAAGGAGCAGUAUCUUUACGACUUCAUGUGAUGAAGGUCGGCUCACUAGACUGGCCUACGCGGCAUACAUUGCCAUAUUUGCGACACGCAGCCUUGUCGCC